CUCUGGUGUGCGAAUCUCGUCCUUUGCAGUUCCGUCAUUCCAAGUCCAAACACUCCACAACCUCCUAACACUGCCAUUUUAUUGAGGGUCCCACACUAACUCCUUCCACUAUCCAGAUCUCUUUCCCUCCCUCCAAAACACAACCAGGCACCACUCUCUCUCUCUAAACCUUAUAUCUUUCUCUCUCUAAAGUUGAAAGAAUCCAAUCAACCCAGGUAUCUUUAAUUUUGUUUUUGUGGGCAAAACAGAUAGAUAUAUAUAUGCAUUUACAACUUUACCAUUUCCCAUUUCAACAAACUUUCAGCUUUACUUUUCUUUUUUCAUCCAAUUAAUAUUAUAAGACAGUCACUUUUUAUCUGUUCUUUCUUUUUCUCUACCAUUUUUAUAUGCUAUCAUUUCUCUGUCACUCUUUUUCAUUAUACAACAAGAACAGAAAUGGAGGCUAGGUUUCUCUUUCUCCUUCUCCCCCCUGUUCUUCUCUUCCUGGGUGUCACAACAGCUCAGAAUCCAGGUUUCGUAAGUUUAGAUUGUGGAGGUCAAGAGAAUUUUAACGAUGAGCUUGGUCUUCAGUGGACUCCCGAUGAUAGCUUUAUGUAUGGGGAAACAGCUAAUAUUUCUGUUGCAAAUGAGACAAGGAAGCAAUAUAUGACACUAAGACACUUUCCUGCUGAUAACAGGAAGUACUGUUAUACACUUAAUGUUACCACUAGGACAAGGUACCUAGUAAGAGCAAGCUUCUUGUACGGUAACUUUGACAACAAUAAUGUUUACCCAAAGUUUGACAUUUCCCUUGGGCCAACUCAUUGGGCUACAAUUGCCAUUUCAGAUGCUGAUACAAUAGAGGUUCAAGAGUUAAUAUUUCUGGCUUCAGAUCCUACAAUUAGUGUGUGUUUAUCCAAUGCUACAACUGGGAAGCCGUUUCUCUCUACCCUUGAGCUUCGACAGUUUAAUGGUUCAAUCUAUCUCACACAAUUUGAGAAUCAGUUCUAUCUCAGCGUGUCCGCAAGAAUAAAUUUUGGUGCAGAUAGUGAAGCUCCAGUCAGGUAUCCUGAUGAUCCAUUCGACAGAAUAUGGGAAUCUGACUCCGUGAGGAAAGCAAAUUACCUUGUUGAUGUUGCUGCCGGAACGGAAAAAGUGUCAACUCGUAUGCCAAUUGAUGUUAGCAAGGGUGAAAGACCACCUCAGAAAGUGAUGCAGACAGCUGUAGUUGGCAGAAAUGGAUCAUUAACAUACCGCCUGAACCUGGAUGGUUUUCCGGGUUUUGGUUGGGCAUUCACCUACUUUGCAGAAAUUGAAGAUUUGAAACCAAAUGAGGUCAGGAAAUUCAGGCUAGUACUUCCAGGAAAUCCUGAUCUCAGCAAACCUGCUGUUAAUAUCGAAGAAAAUGCUCAAGGAAAAUACCGACUAUACGAACCUGGAUUUCCCAACAUAUCCUUCCCCUUUGUGUUAUCUUUUAGAUUUGGGAGAACAUCUGAUUCCACCUUGGGGCCCCUUCUGAAUGCAAUGGAGAUAAAUAAGUAUGUUAAGAAAAUUGAUGGUUCCCUAGAUGGAUCUGUUAUUGCUACAGUGGUCUCACUUUACUCAUCAGCAGAUUGGGCACAAGAGGGGGGUGACCCAUGUCUGCCAGUUCCAUGGUCUUGGGUGCUGUGUAAUUCAGAUCCCCAACCAAGAAUAGUUUCAAUUAAAUUGUCUGGGAAGAAUUUGACAGGGAAUAUCCCUUCGGACUUGACAAAGCUAAGUGGCUUAGUUGAAUUAUGGCUCGAUGGGAAUUCACUGACCGGUCCAAUACCAGAUUUUUCUGGAUGCAUGGGCUUGAAGAUCAUUCAUCUUGAGAACAAUCAAUUGACUGGUGAACUGCCUCCCUCGUUGGUGGAUCUACCAAAUCUGAGGGAAUUGUACGUGCAGAAUAAUAUGUUGUCUGGAACAGUGUCAUCAGCUCUUUUGGACAAGAAUUUGGUCUUGAACUACACUGGAAAUGCUAAUCUUCACAAAAAGCACAACAAAGUGAGCCAGAAUAAAAUUAUAAUUGGAUCAUCAGUUGGAGCUGCUGUUCUGCUUAUAGCUACUAUUGGCUCUUGUAUAUUAAUGCACAAAGGAAAGAAGAAAUAUCCUAAGCAAGACAAGCUUGGGCAUGCUGUUUCUGCUCAAAGGUUAGUUUCUUCCCUGGGUGAUGCUGCCAAUGAAGCUGCACAUUGCUUCUCAGUAUCUGAAAUUGAAGAUGCUACGAGUAAUUUUGAGAAAAAAGUUGGCUCAGGAGGCUUUGGAGUUGUAUACUAUGGGAAAUUGAAAGAUGGAAAGGAGAUAGCGGUCAAAGUCCUCACCAGUAAUUCCUUCCAGGGGAAGCGGGAAUUUUCGAAUGAGGUGAGUCUUCUUUCAAGGAUACAUCACAGAAACCUGGUACAAUUUCUUGGGUAUUGUCAAGAAGAAGGAAAAAGUAUCCUUGUUUAUGAGUUCAUGCAUAAUGGAACUCUCAAGGAACAUCUUUAUGGACCCUUAACACGUGAGCGAAGUAUCAGUUGGAUCAAGCGCCUUGAGAUUGCUGAAGAUGCUGCAAAAGGGAUUGAGUACCUUCAUACAGGCUGUGUUCCAUCCAUCAUCCAUAGGGAUUUAAAGACUAGCAAUAUACUACUUGACAGAAACUUGAGAGCAAAGGUUUCAGAUUUUGGUCUCUCAAAACUUGCAGUAGAUGGAGCCUCCCAUGUGUCAAGCAUAGUUCGAGGCACUGUUGGGUAUCUGGAUCCCGAGUACUAUAUCUCCCAGCAGUUAACCGAGAAGAGUGACGUUUAUAGUUUUGGUGUUAUUCUUCUUGAGCUAAUAUCUGGCCACGAAGCAAUAUCUAAUGAAAGUUUUGGUGCCAACUGCCGCAACAUAGUCCAAUGGGCAAAAUUACACAUUCAGAGUGGGGACAUUCAAGGAAUUGUUGAUCCGUCCCUACAUGGUGUAUACGACAAUCAAACAAUGUGGAAGAUAGCCGAGAAAGCUUUGAUGUGUGUCCAACCACACGGUCAUAUGAGGCCAUCGAUGUCGGAAGUUAUCAAAGAGAUCCAAGAUGCAAUCUUAAUUGAAAGAGGAGCAGAGGCGGUGAGAGAAGGUAGCUCAGAUGACAUAUCAAGGCAUUCUAUGCAUUCUUCACAGAACAUUGCAAGUCCUAUGGAUAUAGGUGCAAGUGAGCAUUGCUUGUCAAUUGAUGCGGCAAUGGCGCAGCCAACGGCUCGGUAGUUCUUGUUCACCUAGGAGCUUGUGGUUGUUGUUUUUCAUAUUCUUUUAGUCUAGGAUUACAUGAUUGUGAUGCUGAAUCAUGAUGUCAAAAAGUAAAGCAAAAUCUUAUAUAUGAUGAGGUUGUAAGUUUUGAGCUUGGUGGAUUUCACUAAUAUUUCCCUAUAUUCUACUAUUAAAAGUCAUGUUGUUCAGCA
Messenger RNA from Cornus florida, 3413 nucleotides. RefSeq names its product probable LRR receptor-like serine/threonine-protein kinase At1g67720. The record is from RefSeq and is a predicted model, not a curated record. The transcript has 15 exons. Gene Ontology annotation, biological process: protein phosphorylation. Gene Ontology annotation, molecular function: ATP binding; protein kinase activity; protein binding. Bases 436 to 3219 code for a protein of 927 amino acids. Lineage: Eukaryota; Viridiplantae; Streptophyta; Magnoliopsida; Cornales; Cornaceae.